Colletotrichum aenigma is the source of this 696-nucleotide messenger RNA. RefSeq lists its product as uncharacterized. The transcript is spliced from 2 exons. Bases 1 to 696 code for a protein of 231 amino acids. Lineage: Eukaryota; Fungi; Ascomycota; Sordariomycetes; Glomerellales; Glomerellaceae. The record is from RefSeq and is a predicted model, not a curated record.
AUGCAUCUUGCUGCUUUAUCCUCGCUGUUUCUCGGCACAAUCGUUGUCCUGGGCUCUCCGAUUAUUCGAAGGCGAGACAUCGAACCCGACUUUGACCACUGCCCCGACUAUUGCGCUGGAACCUCUAACGGCACCGACGGUUCAGAUUCUUCGGCUUAUGUAUGUGGCGACAAGCGUCUCGGACCCGUUGUGAUGCCCACAGAAGGCCCGGUAAAAGACCUCCUCACCACGUAUCGAUAUUUGGGUGGACUUUGCCCUCAGCAUUUCCUCAAAAAGUACACGAAUCGUCCGAACGACACCUCCUUAGCAAAGUAUGAGUACCCAAAGGACUCUGGCUUCACUUAUGACACACCGGGCGCGAUCGCCAAUCACACGUACACACUGGAGACGGGAACCUACGUCGACAGGUUCGGCAGUGAGCGUGGCACAUAUCUAGCUCCUGCGGGCACGCCGUAUGCGAUGCGAAGUUUGCCGCCUGAUAAUUUGAUCACGUAUGACCAAAGUCAUCCGUACAAUUAUUAUGUGUACAAAGUCGCGAUAGACUUCGAAGUUGGGGCCGGGCCGAUUGCACCGUACUUUGGCCAGCCAGGCCUCGGCCUGCAGUUUUCCCUAAAUUCGCGAGUAGAGCAACUGGUCAACGAAGGGAAGUUGCUGCGUGUCAAUUUGACGACUGAGAAAUACUGGGAGUAUUGGUAG